AUGGCCCGAUUCAGAGAUUCCAAACCCAAACCGAUGAAGCAAGUCCUAGAAUCGUUGAUUGCGAUCUUGCUUAAAAUCUCGGAGCAGUCCACCAAGGAUGCCAUCGUUAGAAAGAUAACCAGCGAAACAGUUCCCAGCAUCAUUCUUGGAGAACCUCGUUCACGGAUCAAGGCUUCUCUGACAACAUUGGAGACACUGAUCCGCAAGAACGCCAUACUACCAAUUGAUUUCAUCUGUAUGGUUCGACGGUGGCUGCUGGAGGAGCCAUCUCGUUGGAUCACCCUUUUGGAACCAGACUGCAAGGCACUGUCGAUCAAUCUCAAUCAAUUCCUGCAACAAGCCGCAAAUGACAGCACAGCAGACCUUAGUUCUCAGAAGGUCGCAGCCGAAAUUCUUGUCUUGAGGCUUCUGAGCCAGACAAAGAGCUUGGAGCUCGCUGCAGCUGCUGGAGAUGUGAUGUCGAUCUUCCUCCAGAAGAUGAAGGCCCAAUACACGAACAGCUCAGAUAUUCCUGAGAGUACUCAGGACCUUAUAUCUGUAUGGGUCGCCCCUGUUCGGCACAUGGUAUUGCAAGAUAUGCGUAAUUUGGAUUCCAUGUCAAAUCACGUUCUGCAGCCGCUCUUCACUGUCGACUUCAAAGGCUUCAGACGCUUCGUGGAUUCUCUCCACCUAAACAGUCUCUUGACCGGUGACAUGAGCAAUGCCCCGACCCACGAGUUCAUACUUCUCUUUGCUGCAUUGCAGAUGGCAAAGAAGAUUGGGCUCGUCCAUGAAGACCACUACUUUUCUAGAGCAGGAACCUCCAGCAACAAAGCAGAGGAUGCCCUUGUUCUCCAGAGUGAAGUCAUUGGCCAGUUUCUCUUCCACCAGGAAUUCAGUGUCCGAAUUGCCGCCCUUUCUCUGUUGGUCACUGCACCUAUUUCCACAAAGCCAGUUUCAUCCGCCACAAUGAAGGCCAUCUUGAAGGGUCUUCCACCUAUGCAUGCCGAGUCAAACUCAUACAGCAGAGGAGGACUUUUGAGCGGGGAUGAAGACCUGAGCCAAAGAGUGGUUGCGUCAAAGAAACAACAACCAACCUUUGCGCGCGACGAUUCGGAGACGCUUGCCUGCCUCAGGGAUUAUAUCGCUUUCCUUAAGUCAGAUCUACGACCUACCGCCUCCUACCCUCGUCACAUCACAGCACUGAAGUCCCUAAUACUAUUCUUGGACUCUGGUCUGGAUUCCCGCUUCGAGAAACCUGCCGGCGCAAAGUCGGAUGGCAUUCAAACGAAAUGGAAACUGCAUAUAGAGGUAUUCGAACCGAGCUUGCUACGAUUGCUAGUUGAUCUACUCCUUGAUCCGUUCGAUGAUGUACGUGCUACGUCUCUGGCCAUCUUGAAGUUGUUCCCCUUGGAGGUAGUUAUGGGAAGCCUUCCGUCAGAGACAGGCACUGCUGAGAACAAGCCCCAAAUCAUCAAUGCGCUUGCGAAGGCUGAAAUGCUCGCGAGUAAUACUAGCCGUGCAGACUAUGCAGAUACCGUUGCGCGGCUCUACCAAAUAACCUUCUCGGCAGCCGCCCAGACAGUGUCAAAUUCCGGGCCGUGGUGGCAAGCCAAGUCAACGGUUGUUGAUACCAUCUUGCAAAAGCUUGAAGAAAAGCUCGCUGCUGUCGGAGGCCUCUUCAAAUCCUCCAUGCGCGAUGCACCACUCCAUGGCUAUGUCUCUGCCCUCAGAUAUAUUAUUUCCAUGCCAAACUUCUAUCUUCUUGUUCAGGACCCCAACUCAAAGUCUCAUGAGAACUGGAGAAACAUUCACAGUCGCAUCGUAGCACUCUGUGAUCGGAUCUGGGAGGAAGUAAAGCCUGUGCUGUGCAUCGACUCUCCGGAGGGACACACAGAUGAGCCGAUUGAAGAGCUAGGAGUUGGUCCUAAGGACAUUCUUUCUUACUCCUGGCGUGGGUUGCGCGAAUCAAGUCUCCUUCUGUAUGCUACCUUGGUCAAUGAUGCCUACGCACCAAAGGGGCCUUCUGGACUGUCAUUUUCCGACUACGAGAAGCUAGGAUCGACAAGUUUUACCCAGCUUGCAGAACUUAGACAUCGGGGUGCCUUCUCGACCGUCUCUCAGACCUUUGCUACUUGCUGUCUGCGGUGUGGCCAGUCAAAGGACCAGCAAAUUUCUGCUUUGCCGGGUCGAUGGUAUCAGAAGGCAAGAAAGAUUAUCUUUGAGUCUGGCUCAAAGCUCACCCGGCGCUCAGCGGGUCUCCCUGCCUUGGCUACUGGUAUUCUUCAUUCCCAGCCAGGUGGCCCACUAUUCCGCCAGGUUAUGGGCGAUCUCCACGAGAUUGCACACCUGCCCGUGAAGGACGAUAACGAACAGAAGGCAAUGGAUUUGCCUCAAGUCCAUGCCAUGAAUUGUCUGAAAGAUAUCUUCACCAACAACAGACUCGGUCCCCAUACGGAGCCGUUCAUCAUGUCUGGUUUGACUCUGUCUGCAGAACAGAUUGGGUCACCAAUCUGGGAUCUCCGGAACUCAGGAAUGAUGCUCUUCCGUGCAUUGCUCACCCGAAUGUGCCGCACUGGAACGGGCUUAGGAUUUGGGGGUGUUUCUGGUUCCGAACCCGGAGGCAGAGUCUCGUUCGGGAAGUACCCGGGGUUGAUUGAGCUCCUGUCGGGCCUGCUUACAUCGAAAGAGAGGAACAGUGCCGAGCACGGCGAUCAUGCCAUUAUCACAGAACGAGCCUUUCCGGCUCUGGAGCUUCUCGCGGAGAAGGUACCGAAUGCUUAUCUGAUCGACGAUGACAUGCUGCGUGGUUUGGUUUUGGAACAGCUCAAGAGUCCAGUUUGGGGCAUGAGAGAGCAUGCGGCGCGUGUCUACGCGUCGUUGAUGAACCCUACCAAUAUUCUGCAGAAUGUUCAAGAGCUUCUUGAUAUUGAUCAGGACAGCAAGUCGCAGGACUAUCUUCAUGGGAAAGCCCUUGCCAUAAAGUACGCACUGCGCCGGCUAUCAAUGGCGUAUUUCGCCCUUUGGAAAGAGCAUAUUCCUGAAGUUUCCGCCUUUAUACGACGCGCGUUUUCGGCCAUGUUCCCUCGUGCCGACUCACCCUUUGUCGCGACCGCCCUGUUGGAAAUUUUGAGUGACGCUGUUGAAAAGGCUAUAGAGUCCAAGACAGAAGAAAAAUUCAUCAUCACACUUACCUACAUCUAUGACAUGCACGGGCUGCAUGACAUUCUUGAUUACAUCUUCGAUUCAUCGAACCCGUCUUGGAAAUCUUUGAGCACGAACCGAGCUUCAUCACUCCUCCGGCGAGCUUUGUCAUGGGUAGCGCUCCUGCAGGCUUUCAUUGAGAACGAGUUCGACGAACUUCAAUCGUUCAUCAAAACAGUGUCCGCAUUUGACUCCAACGUCGGAAGCUGGCUUUUGGAAAAGGUGCAGGAUACAUUUAGUGAAAAGGAAACGCAUCAAAAGGUCUUGCUGGACCUCUAUUCGUCAAUACUCUUGGCCGACUACCCGGAGGAUGUCAAGACAUCCGUUACGUCCCAUCUGGCGUCCAUUCUUGAAUCGAUACUAGGCUCCCAGUCAGACAAGAUCAAAGAGGUCGACCUUCCGUGGAACAAGUUGGACAACCACAUCAAUGCUACCCAACAUGGCCAGAUAUGGAACAGAGACAGAGGUGAUGCGGAGCUUCGUUUGCAGGGAUGCGUCCUCGCCGCCAAGGCUAUCAGCAAUACCGUCGAAGUCACGAGGACCGAUAUCGCAAGAUGGUCCACAAAGCUUCGGUUUGCGGUGGAAGAGGAGACAGAAUUUACCACGCGGUAUGCUGCCGCGGCAUCCCUCAUGGCAUUCUCCCGGGCCCUGCGCACAGCCAACAACUCCCCACGGACAGAGGAAGUGUUCCUGGACGUAUACCUGGUGCUUUAUGACCUGUUAAAUGAUGAUGACGAGGAGCUGCGCGACAUUGCUGCUUCAACAGCCUCCUGGGUAUUAUCAUAUUCCCCGGUAUCGCCUACUGGCUCUGUUACGUUGUCUCCACUCAAUGCGAGCGAGCUGUUGUCGCGUUUCAUCGCCGACAACUACCACGACUCCCGAGCUCUCUCCACAAAAGCUAUCCGAUACGUCACUGGCCAAUGGCCUCGAAUCAAUGGUUCCACGCAGAGAACAAGUCUCACGCCGGUCCCAGCCAUUGUUGCUGAACUCAUGAAGGAGAGCACGAUUCUCUUCGAGGAAGAGAAACAGAACCUGUUCAUUGAGGAAGUCCGCGAAGUGGAUGUCUGGUCUCAGAGAUUGCUUGCCUUGUCAUGCGACGCGUACAGCGAGCAGUUGGUCAAGACAGUAUACGCGUGGGCUUCUGGCGGCCUUACAUGUCUUAAUGAGAUUACGUCUUCUGCCUCUGGACACGACGGGCUCAUGGGAUGGACCUCGAAACCGGAGAUGUUCUCACUGGGCAUUCGAGUGAUCAACCUUGCGGCUGUCUUGGUAUCGAACGAUUUCGCGGGAGCUGAAUACCUCGGGGAAGGUCAGGGAAUCCUGAAGAACCAGCUUCAAGCUUUCUUGAACACUGCAAGGACCGCCAUAGUUCAUGAUGACUGGGUGUCCCGCCUCCAAGGUGCCGUGGACAACGCGUGA
Aspergillus terreus NIH2624 is the source of this 4602-nucleotide messenger RNA. Its product is annotated as THADA/TRM732 family protein. Lineage: Eukaryota; Fungi; Ascomycota; Eurotiomycetes; Eurotiales; Aspergillaceae. The record is from RefSeq and is a predicted model, not a curated record. Gene Ontology annotation, cellular component: cytosol. Gene Ontology annotation, biological process: tRNA methylation. The transcript has 10 exons. Bases 1 to 4602 code for a protein of 1533 amino acids.